GUGGUGCAAGAAGUUCGCGCCAUGAGCAGCCGCCAUGAUUCAGAGAAGCCAGUUGGCCUGCCCAUCCGCAAAGCACAUGGCCACCAAAGGGCACCGACACCUCUUGCUUUGCCUGCCCCGCCCCCAGAGGAUCCCAACGUUGAGAUUGCAGUGGUGAAGGCACCUCCAACUCAACCUCCACAUGAACCUGGAAUGUCUUCGUCAAGACCACAUUUGGCUUUGAUGGACGGGCCACCCAGUGAAACCGAAGAAACUGAAAAGAAGGCUUCUGAUACUUCAGCCAUUGCCGUGAACGAAGCGUUGGCGGCUUGCUUGCAGAACCGAGACCAGGACAAGAAGGACAAGAAAGAUCAGAAGGAGAAGCCUGAGGAGAAGGUACAGAAGGAAGAUGGUUCCCCAAAAGUCCAGGAACCAGCAACUCAAGCUGACCCACCAGUGACCAAGACCAAGAACCUUCCCGUGAAAAAGCCAAAGGCUGCAGCAAAGAAGAGUGCGACAACAAAGAAGAUUGCAAAGGCAAAGAGCGCGGCAACCCCUGAGCCCAAAGCAAAGAGUGCCAAAGUUUUGAAGCGACCUGCAGCGCCAACCUCACAGAGUUCGACAGAGAAGGUGAAGGAUCCUCGGAUCAAGGAACGACUACAAGAUGACGAUACAGAGCCUUCCAGUGAGUGCGACGAAUCCUUGGAGGCAAGCUAUUACCGGGAACAAGAUGAACAACAGGUUUCCAAAGACGAGAUUUCCACCACUGAAAUCUUUGAGACAGCCGAGAACCCAAAUGUGAAGAAGGAGGAUGAGCAGGAGAAGCUGCUGACCAACCUCGUGAACGCGCUGCAUGGUGUUGUGACAGGAACUGUGAAUGGCAGUACUGUACUCGCAAAGAGGCAAGCCUAUGACUGGGAGGUCGAAGAAACGGCCACCAUUGCCACCACCACCACCUUUGCAGCAAGGCGCUCUUCGGGAGCAGGCGCGCUGGCAUUCUUCACGCUGCUGUCAGCGUCUUUGGGGAAAGGCUCGGCUGACAUUUGGCUGCUGCUGGGCUUUUUGGCUCAGCAACUACUGCUGGUCUUGCUGCUUCUCCUGGCUUCGCAGGUGGCAUUCCUGCUGGUUCCGGAGGCGGUGCUUUGUGUGUCGCGGCCGCUUUUGCUGGUCUUGCUGCUUCUCCUGGCUUCGCAGGUGGCAUUCCUGCUGGUUCCGGAGGCGGUGCUUUGUGUGGUUCUGAGAUGCCCAGACAUUGGUGCGUGCAGCGCCCAGUGGACUGCCACCACAGCCUGGGCAGGGAUCAUAGGAAAUCACUGUGAGAGUGAUGGUUGGUCAUUGGGUGCUACAUUGGCUAUGCAGGAAUGGCAAGGCUAUGCAGGUAGUGUUCCUCCGUGGCGUGCGCAGAGCAGCCAAGCAGCUCCUGCAAUCCCACCGCAGCCGAACCAGGAACCAGUUGUGAGGAGCCCAGUAGGUGCAUCUAGCCCAGGUCCACCACCGUUGGACGCUGACGAACGGGCGCGACGAGAAGCUGACGAGGUCGCUGCCGCGGCCGCAGAAGCUCCGCCUC
Cladocopium goreaui is the source of this 1546-nucleotide messenger RNA. The record is from the annotation of a GenBank genome assembly. Lineage: Eukaryota; Dinophyceae; Suessiales; Symbiodiniaceae.